This is a messenger RNA of Electrophorus electricus (electric eel), 1716 nucleotides long. It is a transcript of the gene asb12b, whose product is annotated as ankyrin repeat and SOCS box-containing 12b. NCBI's taxonomy places the organism in Eukaryota, Metazoa, Chordata, Actinopteri, Gymnotiformes, Gymnotidae. Gene Ontology annotation, molecular function: protein binding. The record is from RefSeq and is a predicted model, not a curated record.
GCACUUUUCAGGUCUUGCUAUAAAUGUUAUGUUUUAAUAUGUUGCAUUGGCUGUCUUUAAAAAAUACCUUUUUUAAAUACUGUGAAUAAAGCAAAUCAUUUCCAAAUUAAGUUCUGAUAUUUGAUUUUGCCUUAAAGUACUUGGUAACAAGUAAAGUUCAUUUCCCAAGUUUACUUUAGAGUUCAUUUGCUGAAGACUCUGGCUAAGUUUGCCAGAGAAUGAUUUUGCAAAGUCCCAGCAACAUGAGUCUCAUGGAUAUUUCCAAGAUUUUUUCCCUCCUCCAACCCAAAGAGGAUGAGGAGGAUGGCUGCCUGCGGCUGACCCAGGCCAUUGCCAGCGACGAUGACAAGCUCCUGGCCGAGCUUCUCUCUGAGGAGCAAUACCGACAAUGCAUCAACAGCCGCAGCGGCUGGGGCAUCCCUGGCACGCCGCUGCGCAUGGCGGCUGCCCAUGGGCACCUCAGAUGCCUGGAGGUUCUGCUGAGUCAUGGGGCUGAUGUGGACAGCCUGGACGUCAAGGCCCAGACACCCCUUUUCACUGCUGUCAGCGCCAAGCACCUGGACUGCGUUGCCGCCUUGCUGAAGGCUGGUGCUGACCCCAACGGCAGCCCAUACAACAACUGCUCACCUGUGAUGACCGCCGCCAGGGAGGGCGAUGUGGACAUCCUGAGGGAGCUCCUGCAGCAUGGUGCCGAGGUGGACGUCCGUGCCAAGGUGCCGGAUUGGGCAUCGAACACCACAGCCUGUCGAGGGCCCCUCUACAUGUCCGCUGUUUAUGGGCACCUGGACUGUUUCAGACUGCUGCUCCUGCACGGGGCCAGUCCAGACUACAACUGCACGGAGGAGAAGAUGUUGGCUAGGGUCAAGCAGCCAAAGACAGUGCUGGAGAUGUGUCUUAAGUAUGGGUGCGGGGUGGAGUACACUCAGCUGCUCAUAGACUUUGGAGCAAAUGUUUUUCUCCCAACAGUAAGUACAGACAAGUCAACCAAGCAGAAUGAGUCUGUCAUACUGUUGCUCAAAGAAAGAGUUUGCCCCAAAACACUGAUGUCUCAGACACGACUUGCAAUAUGGAAGUACCUUGCUAUGGCAAACAAAGUAUGUGCUAUCGACUGCAUGGAUAUUCCACAAGUGCUGAAGAACUAUUUGAAACACAUCACAUGAUGUUACGCUAAAGCUAAUGUCAGGCAUGUAUCUCUCUCUUCAACUAUUAGUUUUAGUUUUUGUACUAUUUUCUACCUUUUUAUUGUUUCAGUGCAAUUCACUCAUGAGUUGGGUUCAUGAUAUGUUAUGUAUAAUAAUGUAUUUAUUGACUGUGUACACAAUAACUUAUUAAAAUAAAGGCAUUUUAACAUUUACAUUACUGGAGUAUAGAUAUUGAAGAGGUAAUCAAAAAGCUGAUAUGAAGGGGCAGAGGAUUUCUAGUAGCGAUCUUUAAGCUAUGCAUCCCAUGUGUGGGAUCCCUUGGUUUGGCAGUAAGUCAAAGCUAUGUAUAACUAUGUAUAACUAUAGCUAUGUAAAACUUUUUUAAAGCUUGUAUACAUCCUUUAAUUAAUUCAGAAUGAUUAAUAUAUAGAAAAGAAAGAAACAAAAUAGAAUAGGCAGUCAUAAAGAAAAGCAGUAGCUUGCUUGUAUUCUGAACCCCAAACUCAGAACGUUUUUGUGACGUCCAUUUCAUAUGGUCCCCUCGUAACAGCAAAACAAAUAGAUUGUUAUCGAG